Molecule: messenger RNA, 1092 nt
Organism: Thermothelomyces thermophilus ATCC 42464
Lineage: Eukaryota; Fungi; Ascomycota; Sordariomycetes; Sordariales; Chaetomiaceae
Product: glycoside hydrolase family 76 protein
Exons: 2
Coding region: 1-1092 (363 amino acids)
Biological process (GO): carbohydrate metabolic process
Source: RefSeq, a predicted model, not a curated record
AUGGUGGCCAUACGAUGGGGCAGCCUCGUAGUUCGGGCUACUUGUUUCACAUCAUCACUUAGAGGCCCAUGCCGCGAGAAAGCAAUUGCAGCCGAGCACUCACUGGAAGCAGCCAAGGCGCUCCAAGGCUGCUUGGAUGUCCCUAAAAUCAUCGCCAACACGUUCAAUAACGCCCAGCGAGUGUCUGUGACAGCGCAGAAGAGGGUAGCUGCGACUGGCUUGGCCACAUCCACCUACCAUUUUGACCACCAGGGAAAGCGGGGAUUCUCCCAGUUCAUCAACAACUACUACGAUGAUGAGGGCUGGUGGGCGCUCGCCCUGAUCAGGUCGUGGGACGUAACCCACGACCAGGCCUACCUCGACAUGGCCGAGCGCAUCUUUGAGGACAUGCAAGCUGGCACGGACGAUAGGUGUGGCGGCGGUAUUUGGUGGAGCAAGGAGAAGCAGUACAAGAACGCCAUCGCAAAUGAGUUGUACCUCAGCGUGGCUGCCAGCCUCGCCAACCGCAUCCCCGACAAGAAACAGAGGUACGAGCAACUCGCCAAGGACGAGUGGGUGUGGUUCAAGGACAGCGGGAUGAUCAACAAGAACAACCUCAUCAACGACGGGCUCGCCAUCGACGUCAACGGCAGAUGCACCAACAACGGCCUGACCACGUGGUCGUACAAUCAGGGCGUCGUGCUGGGCGGCCUGGUCGAGCUCGCCAACGCCACGGGCGACCCGUCGUACCUGGGUGAGGCGACGGCCAUCGCGAAAGCAGCUGUCGAGCUUCUCAGCGACGAAAAUGGCAUCAUUCGCGAGGCGGACCGGUGCGAGCCCGACUGUGGUGCAGACGGCAGCCAGUUCAAGGGCAUCUUCGUGCGCAACUUGCAUUACCUGCAGCGAGCGGCUCCACAGGAUGCAUUCCGGACGGCGAUCCAGAAGAAUGCCGACUCAAUCUGGGCGAAUAACCGGAACGGCAAGAACCAAUUCGGCAUCCAGUGGGCCGGGCCGGCAGACGUGGGUAACGGACCGAACGCUGCGACGCAUAGCUCGGCGAUGGACGUGAUCGUUGCGGCGUUGGCGAUUGGCCGGCAGGGUCGGUUUAGAUAA